Messenger RNA from Pyrus x bretschneideri (Chinese white pear), 868 nucleotides. Its product is annotated as methyl jasmonate esterase 1-like. Gene Ontology annotation, biological process: salicylic acid metabolic process; jasmonic acid metabolic process. The transcript has 3 exons. NCBI's taxonomy places the organism in Eukaryota, Viridiplantae, Streptophyta, Magnoliopsida, Rosales, Rosaceae. Gene Ontology annotation, molecular function: methyl jasmonate esterase activity; methyl indole-3-acetate esterase activity; methyl salicylate esterase activity. Bases 2 to 868 code for a protein of 288 amino acids. The record is from RefSeq and is a predicted model, not a curated record.
GAUGAAAUGUAUUAGAGUGAAGGAUUUGGUUCCUUUCCUUUUAUUUCUUUGCUUAGCAACAAUCUGCACCCCAACUCGAAUUCCACCCAACCAAAACCAACCGAGCCAAAGGUCAGAUUGCAAAAGGCACUUUGUGCUAGUUCACGGAGCUGGUGUUGGAGCAUGGUGUUGGUAUAAAUUGGCAACACUACUGAACUCUACAGGGCACAAUGUUACAACUCUAGACAUGGCAGCAUCUGGGAUAAAUCCUAAGCAGGUACAACAAGUCAAUUCCUUCUCAGACUACGUUGAGCCCUUGAUUGAAUUCAUGGAGUCUCUCCCACCGAAGGAGAGGGUUAUUCUGGUCGGCCAUAGCUUUGGCGGGGCUUCCAUAUCUAUUGCCAUGGAGAGGUUCCCUCAGAAAAUUUAUGUCGCUGUAUUUGUCACCGCUUUGAUGCCUGGUCCUGAUCUCAAUUAUUCGACAGUACUUAAUGAGGUUGCGGGUAAAUUGAACUUUUUGGAUUCUAUAUUUAGACAAGACAAUGAGACCGGACAUCCUCAAACCUCGGUACUUUUUGGGCCUAAGUUUGUAUCAUCGAUGUUCUACCAACUCUCGCCACCAGAAGAUGUAACACUAGCAAUAUCUUUGGUGAGAUUUUUUCCGAUCAUCAAUGAGGAAAUAAAGCUCACAAAGGAGAAAUAUGGGUCGGUUCGUAGAGUAUUUAUCGUGUCCAGGCAAGACAAUACAAUAAAGGAGGAUCAGCAGAUGUGGAUGAUCGCGAAAAAUCCUCCAGAUGAAGUGAAAGUGAUAAAUGGCUCUGAUCAUAUGGUCAUGUCUUCCAAACCACUGGAGUUGGCCUUCCACCUCCAAGAGAUCGCUCAGAAAUAA